CUUCCGAUCGCUCUUUUUUACAUUUUACGACAUUAUGUUGCACUCAAUAUGCAACCUUAAGUAUCCCGAGAUAAAUUAGGUCAAUUUUUAUUUUUUGGUUUUCGCGAUUUGAAAAAUGGGGUGUUUAAGGGUUCUCGCGGUGGUGCUUUGUGCGUGGUGCGCAAGAACCGAGGGAUAUUUCCAAAACGAUUUCGGACUGUUUCCGGAUUUACCAAUGGGGGUGCCGAGAAGUGAAAAUUCCGUUUGCAGGCAACAGAGUGAACUGUUUGUGGAUAAUUUGAGGAAUUUAACUUUGUGGGCUCACGAGAUGUGGGAUGCGACAGCAAAAGCGUCCACAGGAGUCCUCCGAGGCAACAUCUUUCAAAUGGGACACUUCGAGCAGUGUCUCACCUCAAAAGCCCCCUUUGAGACCCAGUACUGUUUAGCGACAGUAAGAAUUCACGUUCCCGCUCUGGAUAAGCCCGAUAGGGACUCGCUGGCGUUGGAAAUCGAUCCGGGCGACUCCGUUCUGGAUAGGCUUUAUAGGUACAGUGAUAGAUCUAAGCAACCGAGGGAUACGAUUAAUCUCGGGUGGUGCGUGCCCGCCUCUUGUACCAUCCAGGAUCUGGAUAAGUCGCUGAAUGAGUAUUUGAGUAGCGUGGAGACACCUUUGGAUAAGAAAAAUGUCACUUAUACGGCGUCUAUUAGGAAGGAGUUUUGCCAGAGAGCCUCGGAGAAGCAACACUAUAACGCUGUGGAUUAUUCGUUUUGCUUGCUUACCUUGAUAUUUGUGGUUCUGGUGCUGCUCUCUACCACUUACGACUACCAUAGCGACAAAGAGGUUGUGGAAGAGAAGGAUGUAAAGAAAUCCGUAACUCAAAAGUUGUUACUAUCGUUUUCGGCUAGAACGAACUUUUGGGAAAUGGCCCAGGCGGAGACCACCAAUCCAGACUUGAGUGUCUUAUAUGGACUGAGGACCAUUUCCAUUAUGGUUAUCAUUUUGGACCAUAGGUUUGGCACGUUCACUUCUUCCGCCCUGAUCAAUUUUGAUUAUGUCGAAAAACAAUACCGUGCCCCGUUUGCCUGUAUGGUGUUCCACGGGGAUCUGUUCGUGGAUACGUUUUUCCUUCUGAGCGGUCUUUUGGUGGCCUACGGACUACUCACGCAAUUCGACAAAAGGAUGGUCAAUCCGGGCUUUAUUAUAUUUCUGCGCUACAUAAGGUUAACGCCCGUUUAUGCCUUUGUAAUAUUUUACUACGCAAGUCUGUUCGAUUAUUCGGGAAAUGGACCGCUGUGGAAAGUCAUUGCUGGGGCGGAUGCCCAAGAUUGCAGGGACAACUGGUGGGCCAAUCUGCUUUACAUUAAUAAUUACGUCAAUGCCGAACAUAUGUGUAUGACGCAUGCGUGGUACCUCCCUUGCGACUUCCACUACUUCAUCAUAGCCAUUGGCAUCUGUAUGCUGAUAAAAAAAGAAAAGAAAAUCGGCUUGAGCGCCCUCUUGACGACAACCGUCAUAUCAAUGAUCAUCCCCUUCAUAUUAACAGUGGUCUACCGUAGACCGUCAAUGUUAAUGUUCUACCCGGACUUCCUGACUGGCCCUAAAACCCAUGCAGACUUUUUGCUGACUUACAGUAAGUCCCAUGCAAGGGCCACCCCGUACUUCAUAGGGAUGUUCGGAGGGUACAUUUAUUACAGAUUAAAAGGAAAAAAGUAUCAUGUGUGCAGGAUAAAGUCAGCACUGCUCAUAGUGCUAUCGAUAGCUGCCAUAGCAACGUCGGUGCUGAGCGGUGCCGUGUUUUAUGAUCCCUAUCAUCCCUACGAGCCAUAUGAGUCUGCCGCUUAUGCAGGGUUCCAUAGGGCCUUAUGGGCCCUCGGCAGCAUCGGGAUAAUUUAUGUGGCCAGCUACGGACAUGCCAGUUUCAUUUCGAAAAUACUCACCUGGAGUCCUUGGGUGGCUUUGAGUAAAUUGCAGUACGGUGCUUAUUUGAUCCACAUGCAGUUCCAACUACGGUCCGCCGCCAAUUUCAUGAAUCCCCGCUACAUAACCUAUUUCGAUUUGGUGAGUUUGUCGGCCUCCGAUAUGGUGUUGGCCUUCGUAGCGGCUUUGGCCCUUUACCUGAUGAUCGAGGCCCCAUUUAGGAAGAUUUUCAAGGAACUUUUGAACCCCAAGAGGGAACCUAAAGGGUCUAAAAGUGCCCUCGAGGAGCCUCAAAGUGGGACUUCGACUGCGGCAGAACCUGAACCCAGACAUGUCUUAAAUAAUAAUAACAAUUAUAUCGGCAGUCAUAAUAGGGGGUUCGAGGAGGACAGUAGACUUUAGGAAAAAUGUAAUUUUUUUAAUAUAUAUAUGUACGUGUU
Molecule: messenger RNA, 2337 nt
Organism: Anthonomus grandis grandis
Lineage: Eukaryota; Metazoa; Arthropoda; Insecta; Coleoptera; Curculionidae
Product: nose resistant to fluoxetine protein 6-like
Exons: 12
Coding region: 116-2299 (727 amino acids)
Molecular function (GO): acyltransferase activity, transferring groups other than amino-acyl groups
Source: RefSeq, a predicted model, not a curated record